Molecule: messenger RNA, 2431 nt
Organism: Malaya genurostris
Lineage: Eukaryota; Metazoa; Arthropoda; Insecta; Diptera; Culicidae
Product: arrestin domain-containing protein 17-like
Exons: 3
Coding region: 269-1513 (414 amino acids)
Biological process (GO): protein transport
Cellular component (GO): cytoplasm
Source: RefSeq, a predicted model, not a curated record
UGUCCGUGCAUACAAAGGCAGACAGAAAAGCACCAACCCGUAUUGUGGAGACAGCUUUUUAAUCAGCCAGUAGUGUGUAGUCAGACAACAGUGAAGCAUAAUAGAUACUUCUUUUUGACGAAAAGAAUAUACCUCAAUGUCUAGUGGAAUUUGUAAAAUUGCAUUCUGAUUCACACGUAGUGUUCAGCCAAAACACAAGGAAUCAUAUUGGAACGCAAGUGUAUAAUUACCGACUGUCUGCUGGAGGUAACAACGACGUUUUAUCGGAAUGGGAUUGAAAGACUGUGAGAUAGAGUUGGACAAUCCAUGGAACACGUAUUACGCCGGUCAGACUGUCAAUGGAAAAGUUACCUUCACCUUUGAUUCUCCGAAAAAAAUCCGAGGAAUUGUCAUUAAAUUCACUGGUGAGGCUGAAACCAAGUGGAGCCAAACUGAAACAAAAACCGAUCAGGAGGGUAAACAGUAUGAAUCGACUACCAAUCUGACCGGACAGGAAGAGUACUUCCAAAUCCAGUACUACCUGCUCGGUGGCAAGAACAGCAACGAAAUUGAACUACCAGCAGGAACUCACAGCUACCCUUUUACAUGUGCUCUGCCUCCAACGCUGCCGUCAUCUUUCGAGGGUGAAUGGGGAUUUGUUCGGUACACGGUCAAAGUGACUCUCGAUCGACCAUGGAAAUUUGAUCAGGAUCUCAAAAUGGCGUUUACCGUCAUUUCACCUGUUGACCUGAACCAGAAUCCACGAGUGAAGGAUCCUUUCAAACUGGAACGCGAGAAAACCUUCUGUUGCUUCUGCUGUGCAUCCGGGCCACUAAGUGUCAUUGUGCACAUUCCUGUGACUGGAUUCGUAUCCGGUCAAACGAUUCCACUGACAAUUGAAUGCGAUAAUGCCAGUAACGUGGGCGUAGAGUCGAUCAAGCUAAGCCUGCGGAAAUUACUAGCAUUCCAUGUAAUGAAUCCUCGCCGUGAAACGAAAAAGAAAAAGGAAAUAAUCUCGGCAAUAUCCGUCGGGCCGGUAGAGGGCGGUAACAGUCAGACUUGGAAUCAGCAUAUACUGAUACCACCAUUGCCACCAUCAAAUCUAGUUAAUUGUGGCAUUAUCGACGUGGACUACGAUAUCAAGGUAGAAGCAGUGGUAGCUGGUCCACAUGCUAACUUGGAUGGAAAUAUUCCCAUCGUUUUGGGAACAGUUCCACUGGCGUCAUUCCAGCCACCCCAACCGUACACAGAUAAUCCUCCCGAGACGGAUCCUUCGAUGCUACCAACUCAACCAGUCAGUCCAGCUAGUCCCCCGAAUGGUACCGGCGGUGCACUCGGAUGGAGCAUUGCAAAUGGUGGAGAUAGUCUUUAUCCGAAUAUUCCACCCCCAACAUUCGCCGAAGCCGACUUCAAGGCACCGAAUAUCUCCAGUAAGAACGACAGUGAGUUUACCCGAUUCGUGGGGCCAUCGGAGUAUGCUCCGCGUUAUCCGACAUAUGCUUUUACGCCAUCAGCGCCACCUGCCGACUUGUAGACUUUGCCACACAGAACAAACGAAAAAUCGGUGCAUAGCAUCACACAUCAAAGGUGCAAUUAAUUUUGAAUUAUUCUCAACGAUAUAUUCGAUAUAUUUAUUCAAUUGUUUUUUUUUGUAUUCAUGAAGUGCUUAUAUUAUUUUUGAUUUGUUGAUCGAAUAUCCAUAGACGAUAAGCACCACUACAAUGAGUUAGGAUGAAUGAAAUUUCGCUGAUGAACUUGUUUGAACAAAUUUGACCCGAACAAGAAAAGUAAAACGCACAUCUACACUGCAGGAACAACAUCAUUGUAAAAAAAUAAAAUAAUCUCAUUUUAGGAAUGCCGCCAAACCCUAACCAUGCAUUCAGAGAAAUUAGGGUGGAUAAUUGUAAACUGAACAUUAUGAAAAUUUAAAAUAAAAAAAUAUCCAAAACAAAACUCGGCCUUAAUGUAAAUUAAUUGUAAAGCUUGAAACAUGCACUUGAAAUUUGAAAAAUGGUGCGGCCAGAAGUACGAUAAUUGAUUACAUACAUACACUGUAACUACGUGAAACAAGUUCGCUAUGUUCUAUAUCCCACUAGCCGGUUCAAAAUAAGAUGCCAAACACUAUUAAAUCUAAGGACCCGAAAGAAACCGUUCUACAACUAGUGCCUAGUACGUUAAUGCAACCGUUCGGAGCGCCGUAAGGAUUAUUUUAAACGAAAGUUUUAAAUUUGCGUGACUGUGAAAUAAUGACCAUCAUACAAUGAGACAUCCAUUUGGUAGACAGUUAGGUUACAAUUAAACCAAUACGAAAUCGAAUACAAUUAUAUAACAAAAGUUAUGUGCACAAAAACAACAAUAUGUUCUUGUGCAGUAUCUAUUGCUUCUGCUUUCCGUGUUUUAUGUUAGUAGCUUCUGUAUAUCUAUUUUUUAUCAGAAAUGUACUAUUAUAUCG